Molecule: messenger RNA, 192 nt
Organism: Opisthorchis viverrini
Lineage: Eukaryota; Metazoa; Platyhelminthes; Trematoda; Opisthorchiida; Opisthorchiidae
Exons: 2
Coding region: 1-192 (63 amino acids)
Source: RefSeq, a predicted model, not a curated record
AUGCGUCUUCCCGGGGGUGAAAUUCAGUCGUACACAAAAGGCGGACAGCCUAACUCAUUCCCGUCUUUGAACGGUAGCGAAGCACCGAUCCUUCGAAAAAUGCAAAUUAGCUCAAAUAACCUAAGUAAUUUUGCCGUACGAUUUGUCAUGCUCUUCACACCUGCAAGCUGUAAACUUCUGCCACAAGAAUGA